AUGACUACCUUAAUAGGUGGCCUUUAUCCUAAUGAUGACAAAUGUGUUGCGUACAAAUAUGGACCUGAUCCUAUUCAAGUUAUUGACUGUCAUCUUCCAAAAGGCCCUUAUGCUUCUAUUGUAGUACUUCUCAUUCAUGGUGGCUUCUGGAAGAGUAUAUACAACCGUUCAAUUGAAGACGCCGUAGGCAAUGAUCUUCUUCGGUUUAAGAUUGUUGUCUGUAAUUUGGACUAUCGUUCUAUUGGAAAUGGAGGUGAUUAUCCGAAUACAUUCUAUGAUGUGGCCAAUGGUACUGAUCUUAUUCGAACAAUUGCUAAAGAACAUGAUUUCAACAGUAAUCGAGUAAUUGUCGUCGGUCACUCAGCUGGUGGACAAUUGGGAGGAUACAUGACAGGACGCUUCAGACUAAUUCCAAACCAACCUGGAUAUAGUACGAAUCCUCUUCGUCCUAUAGCUUUUGUCAGUCAAGCAGGCGUGAAUAACAUGUGGGAUGGUGCCGAUCAGGCUAAUGAAACAGGUUCUGAUGCAGUAAUCUCGUUUCUUGGUGGAACGUAUCAAAUAGCAAAAUAUCCAAGCCAAUAUCUACCAUUAGAAGUGCCAAUACAAGCUAUAACUGGAUCAGUAGAUAUCACUGUACCUAUCAGUCAGACAAUAACUUUUGCUGAACAAGCCAAAAGUGCUGGUGAUAACUGUACCAGAGUGAUUGUUGAAGGUGAAGAUCAUUUUGUUCAUUUGAAUAUUUCUUCGAAGUCUUGGAAUAGAACACUGACUUUUAUCUUAUCUUUCCUUCCCUGA
Rotaria sp. Silwood2 is the source of this 795-nucleotide messenger RNA. NCBI's taxonomy places the organism in Eukaryota, Metazoa, Rotifera, Eurotatoria, Philodinida, Philodinidae. The record is from the annotation of a GenBank genome assembly.